UUGGGGUCGAAGGUCAUGAAUGGGCAGCGCCAAAUGAUCCCUGCACCCAACAGUAGCUUUAAUCUGACACUCACAGAAAGAGGUGUUUCUUCACACUUCACACGAUACGGAAUCGCAGAUGAUUUUCGCGGCAAGUGGGAAUGGUUGUCACGGUUUAGAGCAAUGAUUUCCGGCUGUGGAAAAGGCCCCCGGGCAGUGUAGUUUCCGCUGACGUUGCGCUCUGGAAGAUGGCGUCUUCGGCCAAACGGCGGCAGCUGGAUCCGGCAGUAGAGGAGUCUAGGGGAAGUGGAACGGAGGAAGAGUCUGGGGACAGUAGUGAAGAGUCGGAGCCGGAAAUACACCAAGAAGUGCAAGUAGAUUUUGAAGCGCAUGCCAUAUCUGACAAUGAUCAUAAUGGAAUCAAGAGACUGUUGCAACAGUUAUUUCUCAAGGCCAGUAUCAACAUCAUUGAACUAGCUAACAUCAUAAUUCAACAAAAUCAUGUUGGAAGUGUUAUUCGGCAAGCUGAGAUAUUGGAUGGAAGUAAUGAAGAAGAUGACGAAGAUGACAUCUUUGGGUUCAUCACUGCUAUAAAUCUGACUGAAAGAAAGGGAAUGGAGCCUGUUGAGCAGAUUAAAGAAUUGGUUCUGAGCCAGUGCGAGACUCACCACCAGGGUACAGCUGAGCAGCUGGACAAAAUACUAAAUGACAACAGCAAGCCAGUGAGCUUUCUCAUCAGUGAACGCUUCAUCAAUGUGCCACCACAGAUCUCUCUGCCCUUACACAAACAACUCCAGACUGAAUUGAUGGAUGCCCGCAAGACCAAUAAAUCUUGUGGCAAGAGUCAUUAUUACCUUAUGAUCAGCAAGACCUGUAUGGAAGCGGGAAAAAAAAAAGUGCCACAACAAAAGGGCAAAGUGAAAGAAGAAUUAAGGUUUAUAAAUGCAGAAGAGGAAUUCUUUUAUGAGCAAUCUGUUAUAACAUACAGCUACUCUGUGCAAGAAGAGAGUGACAGCUCUCUCUCUGGACGCUGGUCUUUUGAUGACGUACCUAUGAAACCUCUUCGAACAGUUAUGCUAAUUCCUGCUGACCGAAUAAAUGCAAUUAUGAACAAACUUGAAGAAUACUUAACAAUAUAAUGAACUGAAACUACAGAAGUUAUCCACUUUAGACAAAAUGUUUCAAGUUGUAAAUAUGUGGUUACUUUAUCCCAUUAAUUUGGUAUUUUAGUGAAAAGAUAAAUCUUUUGAAAUAGAAAUAAAAAACAAUUUCUUGGUUUA
Molecule: messenger RNA, 1259 nt
Organism: Stegostoma tigrinum
Lineage: Eukaryota; Metazoa; Chordata; Chondrichthyes; Orectolobiformes; Stegostomatidae
Gene: bccip
Product: BRCA2 and CDKN1A interacting protein
Exons: 7
Coding region: 228-1118 (296 amino acids)
Cellular component (GO): nucleus
Source: RefSeq, a predicted model, not a curated record